Molecule: messenger RNA, 1135 nt
Organism: Lonchura striata (white-rumped munia)
Lineage: Eukaryota; Metazoa; Chordata; Aves; Passeriformes; Estrildidae
Gene: GMNN
Product: geminin DNA replication inhibitor
Biological process (GO): negative regulation of cell cycle; negative regulation of DNA replication
Cellular component (GO): nucleus
Source: RefSeq, a predicted model, not a curated record
CGCGCCGCCCUCCCGCCCCUCGCGGCUCGGCCGCGACCUCGGGAGCGGCCCUGGAGGGGCCCGCAGACGGCGCCGUGCAUGGCCGACUGCUUAGGGCAGCAAUGAAAGCCGACAGUCCGAAAUGUUGAUCUCAUGAAUUCCAAAAUGAAACAAAAACUGACCGCAGAACAGUCCUCAGGAUCUUUGCAGAAGUACCUCACAGAUACCACAUGCAGUGCUGCCCAAAGACCAACUCUUAAAAUGAUUCAGCCUUCAGCAUCUGGCAACCUGGUUGGCAGGCCUAAUGAGAAGAAAUCUUCAGUCAAAAGGAAACUCUGUAAUAACAAAUUUGCCUCAAAGGCUUGUAAAGCUGAGGUGUUUGUGGACAAGGAACAAGAGAAUGAGAAUGAUGUCGUUCAAGCUGAAGAUCUCAUGAUGAAAGGAGAUCCUUCAUCUCAAUAUUGGAAAGAAGUGGCUGAAGAAAGGAGGAAGGCUCUGUUUGAAGUGCUUCAAGAAAAUGAAAAGUUGCACAAAGAAAUUGAGCAGAAGGAUGGUGAAAUUGCCCGCCUAAAAGAAGAAAAUGAAGAGCUCAUGACCCUUGCUGAGCAUGUCCAUUAUAUGACCGGUGUGAUUGAGAGGCUAACUGGGCAAGCACCUGACAGUCUUGAGACGCUGGAGAGUCUGGCUCUAGAGGAAUCCAGACAGGAGAAUGAAGAGCAUAACUGUGGAGAUGAGGCAGACAGCCCUUCUGAAGAAGAGCCAUCUCAAGUAUUGUCUGGCUUAAGAGAGAAUAGAUCAGAUCUUCCUUCAAAGGAAGUAAGCCAUGUGCAACUGGAAUGACAACCUUUAAAAAGGGCUUAUGUAUGUGGCUUUUAAUUGCAGAUUUCCUUUUGAAAGGGUAUACUAAACCUCAGGUAUAGAAACUCCUGUGGGAGCAUUGCAGAUGCUGGUAUUUUUAACUGGAAUUAUGUAGCAGUGGGAGAAGCAUCUGAAUAAUGCAUGGAAAGUUUACUACAGGCUGCAUGUAGUUAUUUGUAUGAAACACAAAUACUGUGUAUUUCAACUGUUGUGUAAAUAUCUUUCUUAUCAGUUGGUCUGACAUGAUGCAUGAAAAUUGAUAAAUAAAUCUUUGCAUUACCAAAAUAGUGUUUUAAUU